AAUUAAAAGAAAAGGCAUUCUUAUCAGCCUAUAAAUUCUCCAUUUCUCUGUGUUUGCCAAGUUUGCGGUCCAUUCAAAUUCAAUCAAUAAUAAAACUGCUUCGCCAAAAUAAUAUCAAUUUUAAUUACUUUUUGCUCCAUCGACCACCGUAACCGUCGCUAUGGGAGGAGGAGCUGUCAUUAGAGCCGCCUCUAAGGUCGCGGGUAUCGGCGUCGUCAAUAGUGGCCUCCGAGGUGUUUCUGCUGUCCCGUCCAGUGUCGCUGAACAGUCGGUGCGUAACGCCUCACGUCCGGUGUCGGCGAUCCUCUCUUCGUCGCAGACUGGGACUUCAGAUGGCAUGGAAAUCGCUGGAGUUCAGCGUUCGGCUUGGGAGCUGCACGAUUGGGAAUUUGCUGGCGGUGAGGAGGAGCAGUUGCUCGAAUCUAGCGACCCGGUGCCAAGAGUCGUGUUCGGGCCGGCACCGAGCCUGCAGGAGGCGAAAUCGGCCACUAGUGAAUUGAAGGAUGCUCUGGAGAAAGUGUAUACAUCAUCUUCUCCUUGCACGGGAUCUGGUGGUUCAUUUGGAGGUGGUCAGCUGUCAGGCCUAACUUUGCGUGCAAACUCAGACUAUUUGGAGAACAAAAGCUGCAUCACUUGUGAGCCGAGAGCAACUUCUGCACCAAAAAAUGCGAUAAAGGCAUUUGCAUUGCUUAAUGAAAGUCCUGAAGCACAGUCUAUUGUUGCUUCCAUUGCUGCGGAUCCAAGCGUUUGGGAUGCUGUAAUGAACAAUGAGGCUCUUCAGGAAUUCCUCCAGUCACAGAAGACCAAAUCUGGUACAGAUGACGAGUCACAGGGUUUGGGCUUUCCAAGGGAGUUUGCUGAAUUAUCUGAUGAUGCAAGUGAAGCUGGAAAGUUUGAGAACGGGCCCAAGGAUAUAUUUGAGAACAUCAAACACACUGUGUUUGAGAUGGUGAACAAUGUCUCUUCUUUUGUUCAGCACAUUUUUGGCUUUUCCUCAGAUAACGUUUCUACAGCAGCAGAGGGAAAUUCUCGAUCAUUGUUUUUUGAUAAGACCCUGGGAGCAUCUUUCAUGGCAUUGACAGUGAUGGUUAUCAUGGUGGUGGUGUUGAAGAGAGGUUGACUUCCAUUUAGGAAGCUGAAAUGUAAAUUUGUCGAGUAUACAGAUGCUAUUUAAAUUUUCUGUUUGGAUACCGUAAAUGGAUGAUAAUAUUUAUGCUGAAAAAUUUCUAGUUUUACAAUAA
Hevea brasiliensis (rubber tree) is the source of this 1241-nucleotide messenger RNA. RefSeq lists its product as uncharacterized. NCBI's taxonomy places the organism in Eukaryota, Viridiplantae, Streptophyta, Magnoliopsida, Malpighiales, Euphorbiaceae. Bases 161 to 1120 code for a protein of 319 amino acids. The record is from RefSeq and is a predicted model, not a curated record. The transcript is spliced from 4 exons.